Messenger RNA from Closterium sp. NIES-67, 2216 nucleotides. Lineage: Eukaryota; Viridiplantae; Streptophyta; Zygnematophyceae; Desmidiales; Closteriaceae. The record is from the annotation of a GenBank genome assembly.
GUUCCAGGAACUAGGGAGAAAGGCUUGCAGCCAGUAGCAUGCCCUAGGAGCAUCGCCAACUGCACAUGCUUUUCAGGAGGAAUUUUAGGAGCUUGAGCGACUUGAGGAAAUCUAGGAAUAGGUCUAUCUGGAGUCGGAUUAUACGACUCUUCAUUGAGGCAACUUCACUAAACUUUCGAGCGCCAGGGAUUGUUUCUUGACGAACAGUCCUCGGCAGGAAUACCAGCUUCAGUUCGUGGUGUCUAGCUGAAGCGAGGUGUUUCCCUUUUCCGAGAGUGAGCAGAAGUGCAAGCGAAGGAAAUAGGGUGACUCUUUGAGUCGACUCAGGAGUUAAAGUGAAAGACACAGACCUUACACGGUGUCAUUUCUUUGCGGCUUUCCAUCCGCAGCUAAUUUAGAGAGUCAAUACGAUAGGAACUGGUGGAACGCGUAUUUUCAAUUUCCAGCGCUCAUCCCAUUUGUCGAUAUUACGUCCUGUAGAUAGCCGAUAUUUUCUAUUAUAAUCGCUCAACCUGCAGCGGCGUCCCAGCUCAGUCUCACACCGGUUGGUUCGUUUAGAUACCUUCACGUACUUGUGCAACAUCAGAGCGUAUCUCUUCCAAGGGCGUCAGAAUGGCGGCUGCGAUGAUGAAUCUCGCAGCAGAAAUGGCGGUCAGACCUCCCGUACCAGGCGGUGCCGUGGUGGCUGCCAGUCGCUCAGGCUCCUCCGGUCGAGUAGCCACGCCAGUCUUACCCCCCCUUAAGCCUCAGAAACCACUGUCGCAUGGACAAGCAUCCGUUCAACAAAGUCCGGAACGCGUGCAGCUAACUUCGAUGCCAGAGCAGCAGGAGCCUGAGCUGGGAGACAUGGCGAGAUGGCGUUCCGUGUUCAGCGCGCUUCUGCACGCCAACGGGUUGGCAGAGGAGCCGGUGGAGAUCCCUAGUGCUGGUCACGCGGGGAUUCCUGGGCACUCUGAGAUUCUUAGUUCCGGUCAUGCGGGAGACUCCAGCUUCCAAACCACGCACUAUCUAAGGGAGGGCAGCCUGCUUCCCCUGGUUGCCAUGACCGGAGAGAAGGCAAGGGUGGAUAUGGAGCAAGUCAAUGGCGGAAAGUUCCCACACCAGCAUGUACUGGGAGUUGCCACCUCGGACCCGCCUGGCAGCACCACUCAGCUCCAGACGAAUCUAGAGCCGAAGAAGGAGGGCGAGUUGCGGGACGACUACUACGUGAAUGUGGGGUACGCCAUCAGAACGCUCCGUGAGGAGCUCCCCACUCUCUUCUACCGCGAUAUGACAUACGACAUCUAUAGGGAGGACAUCACCUUCCAGGACCCCAUGAACUCGUUCAAGGGCGUCGACAACUACCGCCUCAUCUUCAAAGCGCUGCGCUUCCACGGCAAGAUCUUCUUCAAGGCACUGUGGGUGGACGUGCUGCGCGUGUGGCAGCCCAACGACCGCACCAUCCAGAUCCGCUGGUCCGUCCGCGGAAUCCCCAGGCUCCCCUGGGAGGCGCACGGCAGGUUCGACGGCACGUCAGAGUACAAACUCGACAGCUCAGGGAAGAUCUACUCGCACAAGGUGGACAAUAUCGUCAUGAGCGACCCGCCCAAGUAUCAGCCACUGACGGUUAUGGAGCUGCUGCGGCUGUCAGGGGCACAGACCACCCCCACCAUCUCUUGCUCCUGCAGAGUCUCCCCGUUAGUGUCUCAGUCCGUUUCUCCAUUGGUGUCGCCAUUGGAAGGGCCUGGCGGCCCGGAUUUGCCGUCAUUGCAGCGGUUGUUUGCGGAAGGGGCGGUGGUUCUGGCCAUGGUUAGCAGGUUCACGUGGAUCCGGUUUUACUGCGCGCUCAGCGGGACGCUUGCGCUGCAGAAGAAGCGUGGGGAAGGUGAGGGCGAGGAGGAGUUGGCUGCUUCGUCGGGGUAGGGUAUGGCUUCUGGGUGGUGGGGGGAAUGAUGGUUGAAUGGGGUGCUCUAAACGCGUUGGGGUUGGUUUUGGUGGUACUACUUUUGGGGGGAGGUGCAAGGGUGAAUGUGAUGGGUUUGCAUGAAUGGUGCUCUGGGAGCUGUUUGAAUGUUUUUUCUGUACAGGGAGCUUCUUUAGUGUAGCUCCUCGUAGGGGGGUGAAAGCUGGGAACAGGUAUUGUUGACAUACCAGUAUUGUGAAUAUUGCUAAAUGCUGUUCUAGAUUAUUGUUGCAAGGUCCUCUUGAUAAUCGCGUAGUGGCAAACUUUCUCCUUG